Molecule: messenger RNA, 2615 nt
Organism: Phacochoerus africanus (Common warthog)
Lineage: Eukaryota; Metazoa; Chordata; Mammalia; Artiodactyla; Suidae
Gene: PLG
Product: plasminogen
Exons: 18
Coding region: 171-2372 (733 amino acids)
Biological process (GO): proteolysis
Cellular component (GO): extrinsic component of plasma membrane
Molecular function (GO): signaling receptor binding; serine-type endopeptidase activity
Source: RefSeq, a predicted model, not a curated record
GGGACCCUCUGGACGACUAUGUCAAUACUCAGGGAGCAUUCCUGCUCAGUUUGUCUCGGAAGCAGGUGGCAGCCAGGAGCGUGGAAGAGUGUGCAGCCAAGUGUGAGGCGGAAACAGCCUUCAUCUGCAGGGCUUUCCAGUAUCACAGCAAAGAGCAGCAGUGUGUGGUGAUGGCUGAGAACAGCAAGACCUCCCCCAUCGCUAGGAUGAGAGACGUGGUUCUAUUCGAGAAGAGAAUCUAUCUCUCCGAGUGCAAGACUGGAAAUGGAAAGAACUACAGGGGGACCACGUCCAAAACAAAAAGUGGUGUCGUCUGUCAAAAAUGGAGUGUCAGCUCUCCGCACGUACCCAAGUAUUCACCUGAAAAGUUUCCUUUAGCGGGACUGGAGGAGAACUACUGCAGGAACCCAGACAACGAUGAGAAGGGACCCUGGUGUUACACCACUGACCCAGAGACCAGAUACGACUACUGCGACAUCCCCGAGUGUGAAGAUGAAUGCAUGCACUGCAGUGGAGAACAUUAUGAGGGCAAAAUUUCCAAGACCAUGUCUGGGAUUGAAUGCCAGUCUUGGGGCUCUCAGAGCCCACAUGCUCACGGAUACCUUCCUUCCAAAUUUCCAAACAAGAAUCUGAAGAUGAAUUACUGCCGUAACCCGGACGGGGAGCCCCGCCCAUGGUGCUUCACCACGGAUCCCAACAAACGCUGGGAAUUCUGUGACAUCCCGAGAUGCACCACACCCCCACCAACUUCCGGGCCAACGUAUCAGUGUCUGAAGGGAAGAGGUGAAAACUACCGAGGGACAGUGUCUGUCACUGCAUCUGGGCACACCUGUCAACGCUGGAGUGCGCAGAGCCCCCACAAGCACAACAGGACCCCCGAAAACUUUCCCUGCAAAAAUCUGGAUGAGAACUACUGCCGUAACCCUGAUGGAGAAACGGCUCCGUGGUGCUAUACAACCGACAGCGAGGUGCGGUGGGAUUACUGCAAGAUACCGUCCUGCGGGUCCUCCACGACAUCCACGGAGCAUCUGGAUGCCCCUGUACCACCCGAGCAAACCCCUGUUGCCCAGGACUGCUACAAAGGCAAUGGGGAGAGUUACCGAGGCACGUCUUCCACAACCAUCACGGGAAGAAAAUGUCAGUCUUGGGUAUCCAUGACGCCACACCGGCAUGAGAAGACCCCAGGAAACUUCCCAAAUGCUGGCUUGACAAUGAACUACUGCAGGAACCCAGACGCUGAUAAAAGCCCUUGGUGCUACACCACCGAUCCAAGAGUGAGAUGGGAGUACUGCAACCUGAAGAAAUGCUCAGAGACAGAAGAGCAGGUCACAAACUUUCCAGCUAUUGUGCAGGUUCCCAGUGUAGAGGAUCUUUCGGAAGACUGCAUGUUCGGGAAUGGGAAAAGGUACCGGGGCAAGAGGGCCACCACGGUGGCUGGCAUCCCCUGCCAGGAGUGGGCUGCCCAGGAGCCCCACAGACACAGCAUCUUCACUCCAGAGACAAAUCCACGGGCAGGUCUGGAGAAAAAUUACUGCCGUAACCCUGACGGCGACGACAACGGUCCCUGGUGCUACACCACAAACCCACAAAAGCUCUUUGACUACUGCGACGUCCCUCAGUGUGUAACCUCUUCAUUUGAUUGCGGGAAGCCCAAGGUGGAGCCAAAGAAGUGUCCUGCGAGGGUGGUAGGUGGAUGCGUGUCCAUCGCACACUCCUGGCCCUGGCAAAUUAGCCUUCGAUCCAGGUACGGACGGCACUUCUGCGGAGGCACUUUAAUAUCCCCGGAGUGGGUGCUGACUGCUAAGCACUGCCUGGAAAAGUCCUCAAGUCCUUCAUCAUACAGGGUCAUUUUGGGUGCACACGAAGAGUACCGCCUUGAAGGUGUUCAGGAAAUAGACGUGUCCAAGCUGUUCAGGGGGCCCUCUCCUGCGGACAUAGCCUUGCUCAAGCUGAGCAGCCCUGCCAUCAUCACUGACAAGGUAAUCCCGGCUUGUCUGCCAGCCCCGAACUAUGUGGUCGCCGACAGGACAGCGUGUUACAUCACUGGCUGGGGAGAAACCAAAGGCACGUACGGCGAAGGCUUCCUCAAGGAAGCCCGGCUGCCCGUGAUUGAGAACAAAGUGUGUAAUCGCCAAGAGUAUCUGAACGGGAGGGUCAGCCCCAACGAGCUGUGUGCGGGGCACCUGGCUGGAGGCACCGACAGCUGCCAGGGUGACAGCGGAGGGCCUCUGGUGUGCUUUGAGAAGGACAAAUACAUUUUACAAGGAGUCACUUCUUGGGGUCUUGGCUGUGCGCUCCCCAAUAAGCCUGGUGUGUAUGUCCGUGUUUCAAGGUUUGUUACUUGGAUUGAGGAAAUAAUGAGAAGUAAUUAAUUCGAUGGGAAACAGCGGGAAGUCUCAAGGGAUCUGGAAGCUGGACCUUGCGCAGGGAAUUCAGCUCAGAAAUAAUUGACACUAAUCUAAAUGAGGCACUGUCCUUAGCUACCAUCUACUGGCACAUUUUUGUGUGUGUGUAUUGUUGUGGAUAACUUUUUCCUGCCCAUGGACUGCUGGAUUCUCUAAUAAUAAGGCAAUGCAGCUAUGACACUUGUUGAAAAUAAACUGUACUUCCUUUAA